Messenger RNA from Panonychus citri (citrus red mite), 1797 nucleotides. RefSeq lists its product as uncharacterized. The coding region runs from base 497 to 1018 and encodes 173 amino acids. Lineage: Eukaryota; Metazoa; Arthropoda; Arachnida; Trombidiformes; Tetranychidae. The record is from RefSeq and is a predicted model, not a curated record. The transcript has 4 exons.
UUGACUGCGUAUAGGUUAAUAUUAUCACAAAAAAAAACUUUUGACUAAAAGCAACUUUUGUUUGCGAACAACAAAAAGUGACAACUUUUAAUUAUCACUCUAAUUAGUUAGUUGAUUGUUUUACCUUGUUAAGUGUUCAACCAAAAUGUUACCAAAUUAAUUAGCUGACAAUUAAAUCUAAUCAUCAACUAUAAGCCAAAAAUGAAAAUAAAAUGAUUAAAUAUUAGACUUUGAUUUUGAACAUUUUGUUAAUUGUGUAAUUUGUGCCAUCGACUGUAAUUAUAAUCCCUAAUCAACUUAAUCAACUAAUUGUAAUCAAUUGGAAACAAAAGUUAUCAACAAUUGAUUUGUAAUCAAUACAAAUUCAUUGACUAGGAAAUAGCAAAAAAAACUCGUUGAUUGUGAUCACAAUUAAGAUUGAAUCUUUUUAACCAAUUUUAAUUAACUCAACCAUUUUUGUUUACUCCAAUUUUAAAGUGAAUCAACUUUAAUUACAAUGGAUUUAACCUUAAUUAUAAUUAAUAUCCUUUCACUUUUAAUGUCUAUUUUUCAAUUAUGUACUAAUGGAUUAAUACUAGAAGAUGUCUAUGUGCCUUCAGAAGUUCUGGUCGGCGAUUCGGUUUGGCUAAACUGUACUUAUGUCCUCCAAGGCGUCCAAUUGUAUUCAAUCAAAUGGUACAAGGAUAAUGUUGAGUUCUAUCGUUAUUUACCUCAAUCCGAUCCACCAAAGCCACAGGGAAUUCCUUGUGAUGGAGUAUAUUUAGAUUUAUCCAAAUCGACCCUCGGUCACGUCUUUUUGAAUACAACCGAUUUAAAUAGUCAAGGUGAAUAUAAAUGCGAAGUCUCAUCGGAAGCUCCGUUCAAAACAGUUCGUAAAACUCAACCACUUCGAGUCCUAUCAAAUGGAUCAUCUCGUAUGAUUAACUCAUCUUAUCAUCUUUGGAAUGGUCUGCUCAUCAUCAUCAUCUUAACAACUUGGAAUCCAUCUAAUGGAUUGAGCAUCUCAUCAUCUCUUUGAAAUAAAAAAGACACAAAAUCAUUUCUGUUAACAUGUAAUAAUAUUUUCAUUUGGAACUGAACAAGAUGAAAAUGAAAAAGAUUCCGAAUGAACAUUUAAAUCAAAUGUAAAGAGUGGAAGAGGAAAAACAAUGAAUUUCGGGGUGGGGUGGGUAUGGAAUAGGAAAAGGAAACGAGGAAGGGAGUGGGAGAGAUGAUGACAUCUAAAGGGAUGUAAAUGGGAGGCGGAAAAGGUUAGGAGAGGUGAGAGGUGAGAGGAAGAGUUAAAAUGUUAGUUCUAUAACAUUAGCGUUGAUUGACUUUCUUUUUGUAACUAAUUUGUUUUUCCUUUCGCUGAUUAAUGAUAAUCACAAGCUCAAAGUUUAACUUUGUUUAAUCAUUGUGAUUAACAAUCGAUUAUGAUGACUAAUUAACUUGACUUAAUCUUCAACAUCUGAUUAAUUAUGUUUAAAUAUUCUGAUUAUGAGUAUUGAUUGAAAUUCAAUUGCGACAAUAAUAAGAAUCAACUUUUUCCUUUUUGGUAUAAAUAAUUGUAUAACUAAUUAACUAAUUGUAACAAUUAAAAUCUUGUUAGUUAACCAACUUUUUUUGUUAUUAAGCAAAAUCAGAUCGCUUAUCAUAAUUAACUCAUUGAUUCACUUUAAUUGCUUCGGUUUAAUCGUCAAUCCUUGAAAUCUUUAUAAUAAUUAACAUGUUAAAUUAUAAACUUUAAUCCGAUUUAAACAAUUAAUUCCACUUAAUCAUUAUUUCCCUACCUCACGAUUGCUUUGGACAAUUAGC